Petromyzon marinus (sea lamprey) is the source of this 2204-nucleotide messenger RNA. The record is from RefSeq and is a predicted model, not a curated record. Lineage: Eukaryota; Metazoa; Chordata; Hyperoartia; Petromyzontiformes; Petromyzontidae.
CAAGGGAGGGAGCGGGGGCGGGGCCGGGGGAGGGAGAUACGAAGUCGCCUUCAUCUCCAUCUGCAGCUCCGGCGUGCUGUGGGAGAUUGAGAGAAAGCGGCGUUGGAAGCCGCUCAGCGAGAAGCUGAGCCAGCGCCUGGAGGCCGCCUUCAGCGCGGAGCAGCAGCAGCAGGAGCAGCAGCAGGAGCAGCAGCAGGAGCAGCAGGGGCAGCAGGGGCAGCAGCAGCAGGGGCAGCAGGAGCAGCAGGAGCAGCAGGGGCAGCAGUGGAGGAGGAGGAGGGCAGCAAGGGUCACCGUGGGGGAGGCAGAGUUCGACAUUGACAGCAUGCUGAGCCUGAGGCCUGUCAAGGCCUCAAUCCGCCGCUCGUUUAUGCCGGCCCUGAGACUUGACUUUGAGACGGACGCCCGGCACAGCAGCCUCCGGACUCAGCUGUACCGCUUACAGGUGGACAAUCAGCUAAUGGGAGCCGUGUUUCCUGUUGUGUUUCACCCCGUGGCACCGCCACCAUCAAUCGCUCUCGACUCUGCUCCCAGGCCGUUUGUGGAUAUUAGCUUCAUCGCCAAACGCAACAAGAGGAGUGACCUGGUGCAAAUCACCUACUGUGUGAUGCUGGUGCAGGAGAUGAAUCUGUCCGUCGACGUCGGAUUCGUCACCGAACUGCUCAGAAUAUUUUACCCAGAGGCACCCGGCGGGAUCACAGAGGAAGAGAGGCUCGAGAAGUUCUCCCGUGAUCUCGAGUUUCUCCGCUGGGACUUUGCGGACAGUUUGGAGGUUCCGCCCGGGGUGGUUGCCUACAUCGAGUUCCUGCACGUCUCUCCCCUCAAGCUCCACCUGUCUCUCUCUCUGACCGCUGGUGCCGAGGAGAGGAAGCGUGGAGGAGGAGGUGCCGGUGAAGGAGCUGAACUUCCCAUCGAGAGCCUGAACAUUCUGCUUCAGAACAUCGGAGCUACACUCACAGACACCCACGGACUGGUGUUCAAGAUGGCCUAUUUCCAAGUGAGUUAUGAGUUCUCAACGCUGCAGAAACUCCUCGCUGAUGCUACAAAGCACUACACCAAUCAGUUUAUCAGACAGGCGUAUGUGCUGCUGCUGGGUCUGGACGUGAUGGGUAACCCGGUGGCACUCCUACGUGGACUCUCAGAGGGAGUUGAAAGCCUCUUUUACGAACCUUACCAGGGAGCGAUCCACGGUCCGGAGGAGUUUGUUGAGGGAGUGGCGAUGGGAGUGAAAAGUUUCCUGGGCCACGCCGUGGGUGGUGCAGCUGGUAUGGCCUCCCUGAUCACGGGCAGUGUGGGUAAAGGCCUCGCCGCGGUGACGCUGGACGAGGAGUUUCAGCGCCAGCGCCGUGCCGACCGCAACCGGCCGGCGGGCGACCUCAAGGAGAGUCUGGCGCGGGGCGGCAAGGGCCUGCUCAAGGGUGUUGUGGGUGGAGUGACUGGGAUCUUUACAAAACCUGUAGAAGGUGCUAGACAAGAUGGUGCUGCAGGCUUCUUCAGGGGCGUGGCCAAGGGCCUCGUGGGGGCCGUCACCAAACCCACGGGGGGGGUCGUGGACAUGGCGAGCAGCACCCUGGACGGGAUCAAGAGGGUGGCUGAGUCUGUGGAGGAGGUGUACAGGGUUCGUCCUCCGCGCGUCAUUCACCCUGACGGACUUGUCCGUCCCUACUGCCUGCGCGAGAGCACGGGGAACCAAGUGCUGCAGAGGGUGAGUGGUGGACGCUACGGGAUGACUGAUGAGUACCGCUCCCACGUGGCUCUGGCUCCCAACAUGAAGAAGUCUCUCUUCAUCACCAGCAGGAGGGUGAUGUACAUCACCAAGGACUUGCUGGACCAGUACAACACUGAGUGGGACCAUCCACACGGUGAUGUGAAGUCAGCCACUCGCAGCCAGAACACCAUCACCAUCACCCUCAAGGAGGCUCGCCGUGUGGGCGUGAACUUGCGCACCCACGAGACUGUGACCCUGCACAGUCACCAUGCCGCUCAGUGGGUUCUCGACAAGAUAUCCGAGGCCCGUGCAGCGUGGGAUGCAGACUCUGUACGGGAGAUGAGUACCGCUGGAUUCAGAACAGCCUGACUCACUCAGCCUGACUCACUGAGCCUGACUCACUCACUCACUCAGCCUGACUCACUCACUUAAUCUGACUCACUUAGCCUGACUCACUCACUCAGCCUGACUCACUCACUUAGCCUGACUCACUCAC